Cutaneotrichosporon cavernicola is the source of this 975-nucleotide messenger RNA. RefSeq lists its product as uncharacterized. The record is from RefSeq and is a predicted model, not a curated record. NCBI's taxonomy places the organism in Eukaryota, Fungi, Basidiomycota, Tremellomycetes, Trichosporonales, Trichosporonaceae. The transcript is spliced from 5 exons. Bases 1 to 975 code for a protein of 324 amino acids.
AUGUCUGAACUCGACCUAUCUGCGCUUCAAACCUUGAGGAGGCAGUACUUUGGCCUCGUCCCGCCAUACCUCCUCCAUGUACCUGACCUUCCUCCGGCUGCCCAGGAAUGGCUGGCGGACAAUCUUGUGGAGAGUCCCUUGCCUGCGCCGGAGGAAGGUUACCAACGCUCCUUCUGGAAGCGAUUGUUGCAGCCUCUGGAGGCGGGGGCAGGGGAGGAUGGUGUUGAGGAGCGUGUCUACGAGGUCGUGGCCGGAAUCAUGGCCACUCCACCUCGCUUUGGAGAACCACCACAGUCCUACAAGACAUUCCUGUAUGGUCGGCCCGAGUGCGCGAUCACACUCCUUGAGGAGCAGGUUGCGGUGCAGGCGGGAACAACGGGCCUGCGGACAUGGACUGCAGCUCUCCACCUGGGCCACCACGUUCUGCACUCUUCCCCAUCCAUCUUCCUUCCCUCCUCCGCAUCCGCACCACCGCCUGUCCUUGAGCUCGGCGCAGGCACAGGCUUCCUCUCGAUCCUCCUCGCCCAGCUCGGGGCUGACGUGAUCACAACGGACCUCGGUGAUGAGAACGGCGACGAUGAGGACCAAUUGGAGCAUCCACCACGAGUACGCUCCCUCGACUGGUCUGACGCUUCCGCACCGCCAGAUGAUCGGCCCGGGGUGUGGGCUGAGGCACUUGAACCGGUCGAAGGAAGGGGGCGGGUUGUCUUGGCUGCAGACGUUAUCUACGACCCAGACCUGGUGCCCUUCCUUGUGGACGCCAUUGGGGUGUUAGCCAAGGAGAGCUAUGCGGUGCUGGCCGCCACGGUACGAAACGAGAAGACAUUCAAACUCUUCCUCGACGAGUGUUCCUCUCGCGAGAUGCGCACGGAACUCCUUGACCUCACGCCGAUGGACUCCUCCGCCCCGACAUUCUGGGACACAGCACUCGACGCGGGUACGCGUGUCGAGAUCGUACGCGUGACACCGUCUUAG